CAAGGAGUGCUUCUCUUCUUCUUGCAGGCCAGCCCGAUAUAGCCUCCUUUUACUUUCCAUUGUAUCUUUUUGUCCGGUUGUCACGUCACUAGCAGUCCAUCAUGUCGUUCUUCCCGACCCAAAUUUUCGAGGAGGGCACCACCGAGGAGAAGGGUGAGAAUGCGCGUCUGGCUGCCUUUGUCGGCGCCAUCGCCGUUGGUGACUUGGUGAAGAGCACUCUUGGUCCCAAAGGCAUGGACAAGAUCCUUCAAUCUGCUUCCACCGGCGAUAUCAUGGUGACGAACGACGGUGCCACGAUCCUCAAGUCAAUAGCCCUCGAUAACGCCGCCGCCAAGGUGUUGGUCAACAUCUCAAAGGUUCAGGAUGACGAAGUCGGUGACGGCACGACGUCGGUCGCUGUGUUGGCUGCUGAGCUUCUGAGAGAGGCUGAGAAGCUGAUCGACAAGAAGAUUCACCCUCAGACAAUCAUUGAGGGUUAUCGGAUAGCCAGCCAGGCUGCUCUCAAAGCCCUUGAGGAAUCCGCCGUUGACCACAGCAAGAGCCCUGAGGCCUUCCGCAAGGAUCUCGUUGCCAUUGCACGAACCACCCUGAGCUCCAAGGUUCUGUCACAGGACCGAGACCACUUCUCCCAGCUUGCCGUCGACGCAAUCCUCCGUCUAAAGAAAUCAUCCGACCUUAGCCACAUCCAGAUCAUCAAGAAGGCCGGAGGAAAGCUCAGCGACUCUUACCUGGAUGAGGGUUUCAUCCUGGACAAGAAGAUUGGCGUUAACCAGCCCAAGAGGCUGGAGAAGGCAAAGAUCCUGGUCGCAAACACAUCGAUGGACACAGACAAGGUCAAGAUUUUCGGAGCACGAGUCAAGGUCGGCUCAACUGGAAAGCUGGCAGAGCUGGAGAAGGCCGAAAAGGACAAGAUGAAGGCCAAGGUGGAGAAGAUCAAGGCCCACGGCAUCAACUGCUUCAUCAACCGCCAGCUCAUCUACAACUGGCCAGAACAGCUCUUCACCGAUGCUGGAAUCAUGUCUAUCGAGCACGCCGACUUCGAUGGCAUUGAACGACUGGCGUUGGUGACGGGAGGCGAGAUUGCCUCCACCUUUGACCACCCCGACCAGAUCAAGCUUGGCCACUGCGAUUUGAUCGAAGAGGUCAUCAUUGGCGAGGAUACGUUGAUCAAGUUCUCUGGUGUGGCGGCUGGCGAGGCAUGCACCAUUGUGCUGCGUGGCGCGACAGAACAGUUGCUCGACGAGGCCGAGCGAAGUCUACACGACGCAUUGGCCGUGCUGUCCCAAACCGUCAUCGAGCCCAGGACAACCCUGGGAGGUGGAUGUGCGGAGAUGGUCAUGGCCAAGGCUGUUGAGGGUGCGGCCACACGCAUCGAGGGCAAGAAGCAGGUGGCCGUCUCCAGCUUCGCAAUCGCCCUCCGACAGCUGCCCACCAUUCUGGCUGACAAUGCUGGAUUGGAUUCUGGCGAGCUGGUUGCACGCCUGCGAAAGGCCAUUUAUGACGGUCUGACCACGUAUGGUCUUGACCUGAUGACUCCCGGUGGUGGCAUUGCUGAUAUGCGCGAGGUUGGUGUGGUUGAAAGCUACAAGCUGAAGAAGGCGGUUGUGUCAUCUGCCAGUGAGGCAGCAGAGCUUCUCCUGAGAGUCGACGACAUUAUACGGGCGGCCCCACGGAGACGAGAGCGCAUGUAAGAUGUUGGAAAGGUUGGAAAAAUAAAGCAAAAAAGUUCAGGCGCCACGGAUCUCGACGAGAUAGAAGCUUAAUAUGGAUUGUAGCGAUACCAUAGACGCAUGAACAUGGACAGACCAAAUACAAUGCCAUGAACAAUAGCCUUUUGUGCUGCAUUUGGAGUAUAGUUAAUAGAGGGCUUGUAGUGCUG
Trichoderma virens Gv29-8 is the source of this 1879-nucleotide messenger RNA. RefSeq lists its product as uncharacterized. NCBI's taxonomy places the organism in Eukaryota, Fungi, Ascomycota, Sordariomycetes, Hypocreales, Hypocreaceae. Bases 102 to 1691 code for a protein of 529 amino acids. Gene Ontology annotation, biological process: protein folding. The record is from RefSeq and is a predicted model, not a curated record. The transcript has 4 exons. Gene Ontology annotation, molecular function: ATP-dependent protein folding chaperone; ATP hydrolysis activity; ATP binding. Gene Ontology annotation, cellular component: chaperonin-containing T-complex; cytosol.